AUGGAGGAUUCUGCCGCUUCCUCCCGCGAUCCUACCGAGUUUUUGAAGCUCCAACCAAAGAAGAGUAUAUUGAAGGCGAAGCAGCCUUCAUUCGACACUCAUGGACGACAGAUGAGCCAAGACGACGAUCAGAAGAAGGCUCACUACGACGAGAUGAACAUUCUGGCUACUCAUCACCCGGCCGACAAGGACUAUGGUCACAUGAAGGUAAGUAUUGGUUGAAUUCGUCUCUAUUUAGGUCGUUAAACUGGGAAAGUUUACGUUAAGAUCAAACUCUUGAAGCUUGAUUUAAUGCGGAAAUUAUGGAAAAGACUUGAAGUAAUGCUAACUUUGUAGAAUUUUUAAGAGAUAUCAUACUAUGAGAGAAAAAGUGGCCCAGGCAGGAGUCGAAACCUGCAUCCUUCGUUUACCGGACGAAUGCUCUACCUAUUAAGCUACCGGGGCUCCUUCUCUCAAAGCCUUAAUCUCGAUCAGUUUCUUAUCUAUCUCAGUUGCUUUUUAUAUUGUUUUAUCCGAAUAUUUAAUCGGAAUAUUCGACAACUUAUUUCAGAUUGACGAGCCCAAGACUCCGUAUCACGCUUUCAGCGAUUCUGAAGAAGAUUCGACUGCUUCUCAAUCACGUCCACGACGUGUUUCUCUUGUUGGGAACGCUGUAGAUGCUGAAGAACUGUGUAAAGGUUUGGCAGCUGCUGCUUCAGGUAAUUAUUCCCGAAAGUUGAGCUCAGGAGGAUCGAUGGCUGAAGAUGAAGAGAUGGACGAAGCUGAUAUGACGCCCGAACAACUUGGUAAGUUUUCACAUUGAUACUUAUUAUUUUUAUAAUUUUAUGACUGUUUCGUUUUAAAAUCGAACAUCUUCUUACUUUCUUUUGUGUAUAUUAUAAACCAAUGUUUUCAGCUCACAAACGUGAAUUCGAGAAGAAAAGAAAGAUGCACUACGAUGAAGGGAGUGCUUUGCGACGAGCAAAAGAACUUCUGGCACAAGAAGAAGGCGAAGAGUGA
Messenger RNA from Bursaphelenchus okinawaensis, 999 nucleotides. The record is from the annotation of a GenBank genome assembly. NCBI's taxonomy places the organism in Eukaryota, Metazoa, Nematoda, Chromadorea, Rhabditida, Aphelenchoididae.